Molecule: messenger RNA, 4437 nt
Organism: Pogona vitticeps (central bearded dragon)
Lineage: Eukaryota; Metazoa; Chordata; Lepidosauria; Squamata; Agamidae
Source: RefSeq, a predicted model, not a curated record
UAUGAGAGAAAAAAAACGAGCCCGCAGCCGGAAGAAGAGCUUAGCCGGCACAGCACCAUCGAAAGGGGCUACUCCGCCGCCGCUUCGUUUUCUUUUUCUUCUCCUCCCCGCCCCCCUUCCCCUUCUUAGUUUAGGCGCGGCGCGCGCACCCUACAGAGGAGGGGGCGGGGCGAGGCAAGAGAAAAGGCGCGGGGGGGAGGAGACUCAAGAUUCCGCCGGACUCCAACUCCCACAAUGCUUCGCAGGCGGGCAGCUCAGUGUGAGCGGAGAUCAUUGGGAUGGUUUAAAGCUUGAAACUGAAAUACUGGAUGGAAAACCUAGACUUAUAGUGGCUUCUUAUGUCAGUAAAUCUAAACCAAACGUAAAGAUGUGUAAUAAAAAUAGAAUAUUAAGACCUACGGCGAGGACAAAACAGAAUGGACAUAUUCUGAAAUCAGUGCAAACAUCUUGUGAAAAGAAUGAAUGUUUAACAAAGUACAACACUGGAUCAAGACUUUCAGUGACGAAAGGUAGUAAAAUCUCUGAGACUUCAGCUUGUGCUAAGGAGUUAACAAAAGAGCCUUGCAACAGAGACUACACUCUUAUCGUCCCAAAAGACAGCACAGCCACAAAGCCUGAUAAUAUCAGAAGUUCAGUGAAGAAACCUUUGAUGGCCAACAAAAAGUUUAAAAAGCAUCCUGUUUCGGUCGAAGAUCUAAGGGACAAUUUGAUAUGCUUAACACAACAGCAGCUGGAACAGAUUUUGAUGGCUGUUAAAGAAGGAACCAGAGGAGUUUCUCAGGUUCAGGAUGAAAAAAAUGAAGAAACAAUAUCCAAGAGUGCAGAGAACAACACUCCUGCUGAUCAGAGUUCAGAAGAAAACAUAAUGGGUUUGCUUCAGAAGGCUGAAGUUCCAUCAGCUCCAAGUGAAAGUAGUAUAAUUUCAGACAAAAAACAAGGAACAUCCAAGCAUGCUGAAGAAAAAACAAUCACGAAUUUGUGGAAGCCAGCUGACAUAUUUAGUACUUUAGGAGAAAGAGAGAGGGAUAAAACAUUGUUAGAAUUAAAGAAGUCCCAAUGGAAGAAGGAACUGGAUGAACAGGUGGCUUUAAAAAAGAAACUUAAAGAAACUUAUGAAACAGAAUCAAAAUAUCGAUCAUGGCAGAAAACUGAUACAAUAAGAAGCUGCUCAGAAAAACUCCAAAUGACUCAUCAAGCCAAGAUGGCAUUUUCAGAUGCUUUGAGCACUGCAACAGAAGAUAGAAACAUCUGUACAAGUUUAACCACUGAGGCUAGUGAAGCUUCAUCCAGUGUUUCAAGCGGUCAAACUGGACAGUUCUCUAGUUUCAGUUCUCCUGAUUUACCAGCUGCUAUUCGCACAGCGUUUGUGUUAGGGGAAGCCACACCAGUAGAGCAUCCUUUUAGUGCUGUUAAACGUGAGCAACAGAAAAAAUGGCUGGAAGAGCUUGAUAAACAAAGAGAAGCUGACAAACUACGCAAAAUAGAAGAAAAAUGUAAUUUAUCAAAGGGUGAAGAGCAUGACCGUUGGACUUUGCAUUUUGAUUCUUUCAGGAACCAUGCAAACUCUUUUUCACAAUACCCUUUAAAUACAACAUACAAAAAACAUCAUGAAGCUUUGCAGCUUUCACCAGAGCCCCAGCAACAGGCUGUUUUUACACCUACACCUACAGAGGGAGAGAUGUUAGGAAAAUCAAUUGGAAACUGCAUUUCAGAGCCAAGUCAGAAGGCCAGUUUCCUUCGUUCAAUGACUGCACUUCUGGAUCCUGCUCAAAUAGAGGAAAGAGAGAGGCGGCGCCAGAAACAGCUAGAGCAUCAGAAAGCCAUAAUGGCUCAAGUGGAAGAAAAGCAGAAGAAGAAACAACUUGAAGAAGAACAAAGAAAACAGGAGGAGCAAGAAGAAGAGUAUCGCCUUGCAAAAGAACAGGAAGUGAUGAAGAAACAGUUUGAGGAAGAUCUACUCAGACAAAAGCAAAAAGAGGAAAUGAUGAUCCUUAAAACUAAUGAACUAUAUCAGACAAUGCAAAGAGCUCAGGAGCAGGCUCAGAGAUUAAAACAGGAACAGCGUAUUAAAGAACUAGCUGAGAAAGGGCAUGAUAUUUCCAAACUGCAGAAGAAUUUUGGUGGUGGUGAUACAUCAUAUAACACUUCUUAUACCGACUUGAAUGGAUUUUUGGAUGUGACUGAUCACUGUUCUGGAAUAAAUAGUAAUAUAGCACAUCCAGAGAGCAACACUGUUCUCUCUCCUCGAAAGGACACUGCUGUUCAGACAGAGAAUGCUAGCAUUGACAUACAUGCCAAUUCUCCUACUGAGCAAAAUGGAGAAAGAAGAAUUGACUGUGUAUCUCCAGAUACUCCUGUAGAAUAUCAAGUAGAUUUCAGCAGCAAAAAAUGUAAAAAGGAAGCACAGUAUCUGAAUAAAAAGAUUUCAGAAAAAGAGAAUAUUGUCAGCUGUAACAAUCUGAAUGAACAAUCUGCACAAAAACAAAAACUAAACAGGGAGAGGAAUGGGAAAAGGCCAGACUGGAAUAUAAACAAACCUUGCAAAAGAUACAUUCCAGCAUCAGAAAAAUAUCCAAGACGGAUGCAGAAGCAAAGGGAAGAAAAGAAAGCUCGGCGACAAAUGGAACUCCUUCAGCUGGUUGAAAGAAACAGCCCUGGAAAUCUUGGUCAAAAGAAAGGCAUUUCUCCAGAUAGAUCCCCCUCACCUCAACUUGAAGAUGAUAUUAAGAAUAAGGAAGAACUGUCUCUAAAAAACUAUCCGUUUGACCAAAGAUCAGCCUCACCACCUGUUCCAGCAGUUAAAAACAGGUUACAACAACAAAGAAAGACUCCUGAUUUCCCAGCUCAUGACAGCAAUUAUGGAAGAGAGAUAAGUACUGAUACAGAGAAGCAUCAGAGCGAAAGACCUCCUCCAAGUGCUGGGAUUGAAAGGCCACCUUCAUCUCACUUUGUCCCCUAUGUGCGGACAAAUGAGGUGUAUUACCUUGAUCCAGACGCUCCCAUGACUAGACCAGCAACGCAUGAUCCACAAUACCAACAGCUGACUGAUGCUUACCAUACACCACGGCAGACGUUUAGUUCUGAUAAUGUAAGGGAUCCGCUUUUUAAUCCUAACAUUGUGAGAGAGAGGCAGCAGGCCAUACUCAAGGGACUUUCAGAGCUACGGCAGGGCCUCCUCCAGAAGCAGAAAGAAUUGGAGACAUGUCUUAUUCCAUGCAUUUUAAGUCAAGAAGAGAACUUUAUUUCACCUUUUUAAGAAACUGAAGUUUGAUAAAUGGGUAUUUUGCUGUUGGCACUUUAUACUUGCUACUGUAAUUAUGAACCAAGUCUGUAGAAUGUGGAUUUUUCAGGAUGCUUGAAUAAAUGGUUAUCUAUUUUGUAUGUUUUUGAUAAGCUUUCAGUAAUGUAAGACUUUAUUUAGCAGAAAACAAUGCUGCAUGUGGUUUGUUUACAUGGAAUAUUUGUCUAGUUAAUUUAAAUGUUAUGUGUAUUCUGUAUUUAGUGUAAGGAAUAAAGUAUUAGGGUUUGAAUGCCACAGCUGCUUAUGGCGCCUCUUUUAGGUUUUAUCGACUUCUUGUAUAAUAGUUUAAAUAAAAUUAAAUCUGGUGUUACACACAGUAGCAGCACAAAGGCUGCAUUCUGAAAUUUUAAACUGAGGUCCCACUUCAAGCACCUGGAUGAUGUAAUGCUUAUGGUUGUCUCCAUCUGUAUGGAAAUACAGCUUACAACUAGAAGAUUAAUGCUUGUCUCAUUAUGAAAACCAGUUGCAAAUUGCAUGCAAAAUAUAUGAUGCCAAAAAUACAAUCUCAGGCCAUGAACCCGAAAGUUAUGUGCAAAUGUGUGUCAGCCCGAACCGCACAUCAGACUAUUCAAAAAAAUGUGAGAUGACUUCAACCACUGAUUUUCUUUAGAAGUAAAUGUGCAAUGCGUAAAUGGUGAGAAACUGUUGGGAAAAAUCAAUGACAAGGCAUGUCACUGUGCACUGUGCAAUAUUCAACAAAGACUGUAAUACUGUCCACUGUGUAAGUCUGACAUUCCAGUUCUGCCAAACUGUACUGAACUCCAAAUGCAGUUGUCCAGAAUUUUACCACUAACCCAUGAUUUGUUUAACUCUGGGCACGCAGACAGAAGACCAUUUGGUUAAGUUGUAUCAUUUUUUAAAGUAGCUUUCAAACCCUGUGACAUACAUAGCACUCAACAUUUGUUUCCACAGAACACCACCUUCGUUAGGUGACCGUUAUGUCUACAAAGAUCUUAAGAACUAUUGUAAUGACUUUAUUGUACAUUAUCAAUUUUGUAUCUGCUGUAUAGAUUCCCUGUAUUUUUCUGUUCCAAUUGCAUCAAGUUUUUCUUUUUUGAAAACCAAUUCCAGUAAUGGAGUUUGUACACUUCUUCCAGAUGGAGCACUGACUAGUAACAUGGCUUCUCUCUCCAAAA